This is a messenger RNA of Suricata suricatta (meerkat), 360 nucleotides long. RefSeq names its product insulin like 5 (gene INSL5). The record is from RefSeq and is a predicted model, not a curated record. Lineage: Eukaryota; Metazoa; Chordata; Mammalia; Carnivora; Herpestidae. Gene Ontology annotation, biological process: positive regulation of feeding behavior.
CUAUUUUCUGUCCUACUUGCCAUCUCAGAGUCUAUGAAGCUCUGGGGGCUAGACUACAUAAAAGCAGUCAUCUAUAUUUGUGCUAGCUCCAGGUAGAGAAGGCACCUGCAAGGAAUCCCUCAAAGUCAAGCUGAGAGAGGAAACUAUUUCCAACUCCCAAAAGAGAUGAAUGAGGUUUUGGAGGAAAGCCUGGCGCAAAACUUUCCAAAGGUGGAUUCCUUAGGGGUGGAGGGACUUCAGGAUGGACAGCUGGCCAGGCUUUGGGGCUCAAAGAAGUGUUCAGUGAUGUCAAGACAAGACUUACAGACGUUAAGCUGCAUUGAUGGCUGUUCCGUGACUGAUGUGCGUGCUCUUUGUUAA